Oldenlandia corymbosa var. corymbosa is the source of this 1784-nucleotide messenger RNA. Lineage: Eukaryota; Viridiplantae; Streptophyta; Magnoliopsida; Gentianales; Rubiaceae. The record is from the annotation of a GenBank genome assembly.
GGACUUUAUCACUAUGAGCCCAAAUUAUAAGCCCAUAGUUCUGCUCUGCUCUUUUCUUUUUUCACGGCGCUGAUGGACGAACUCUGAUGCCAGUUGAAAAAUUGCAACAAAUUCCAGCCAGUCCUUUCAAUGGCUAGAAAUCUUAGCUCAGUGUGUGGCUAGUGUGUGCCCCGACCCGAAUCCCGUCCUAUCAAAUUUGAAAAAACCCGGAUAAUUACCCAAAAAUUGUCGUCCUAAACUCUUGAUUAUGGCCGCUACUCAAAUUUGCCACCGUGUCUCCUCCCCACUCCCUCACCGGCGAACCAUUUUCAGUCAUCGGAAUAACGCCGUGAAUCCCCCCUCGGCAUUUUGCCUCCCUCCUAAGAAAAGCCCGUAUUUACGAACAACUAACGGGAAACGAGCCAAGGUGAAAUGGGUUGUGAGACAGAGUGUAGCCGAAGAAAGCCCGCCAAAAUCCAAAGAUGAAGUGGAAAGAUUGGUGGAGUUUUUGUAUGAGGAUCUUCCACAUCUCUUUGAUGAUCAAGGAAUUGACCGGACGGCGUAUGAUGAACGGGUUAAGUUCAGGGACCCCAUCACUAAACACGAUACUGUCAGUGGAUAUCUCUUCAAUAUUGCCAUGUUGAAGUCUCUCUUCCGACCUGAUUUUCUGUUGCAUUGGGUCAAAAAGACAGGGCCUUAUGAGAUAACCACAAGGUGGACUAUGGUUAUGAAGUUUGCUCUUCUGCCUUGGAAACCUGAAUUAGUCUUCACUGGCACUUCUGUCAUGGGCAUCAAUCCUGAAACCAACAAAUUCUGCAGCCAUAUCGACUACUGGGAUUCCAUAGCAAACCAGGACUAUUUCUCCUUGGAAGGACUCUUGGAUGUGAUAAAGCAAUUGCGAAUCUACAAGACGCCUGAUUUAGAAUCCCCGAAAUAUCAGAUACUGAAAAGAACAGCUACUUAUGAGGUGAGACAGUAUGAUCCUUUUAUAGUUGUAGAAACAGAUGGCGAUAAGUUGUCUGGCUCAGGUGGCUUUAAUACUGUAGCUGGAUAUAUUUUUGGCAAGAACGCAACAACGGAGAAAAUACCCAUGACUACUCCUGUGUUUACACAGGCAGUAGAUGAAAACACAUCCAAUGUGUCAAUCCAGAUAGUUUUACCAGCGGAAAAGGAUUUAGACAGCUUACCAGCUCCAAACCAAGAAACCAUCAAGCUGCGAAAGGUAGAUAGAGGCAUCGCUGCAGUCUCAAAAUUUAGUGGAAAACCAGUGGAGGAUAUUGUCAUUGAGAAAGAGAAAUCAUUGAGAAAUGAUCUCAUCAGGGAUGGGCUUAAGCCUAAACCUGGUUGCUUGCUUGCACGUUACAACGAUCCAGGUCGAACUUGGAGCUUUAUGAUGAGGAAUGAGGUGCUUAUAUGGCUAGAGGAGUUCAGCCUGGAAUAAGGUUGACUGGUUGAGCAAUUUUAGCUGGACUAGCCCUAGGACUUCAUUUCUUGCUCCAUUACUCGGCUUCACAAAAGCGAUAUAUGAUUUCGGCUGUACAGAUAUUCAAACUAGAGGGGAAAUGUUAUAUAACCUUACAUUCGGGAUGUACUCUCAGUGUGAUGACGAAAGGAAUUCCCUAUUAAGAUGGUGUAUUAAUCGUGUUUUACACUUUUACUAGUACAAAGUAUGCCGUUUUUAUUAAGUCUGUUGGCCGACCUGGCUGAGAGACUACUACUGUUUUUGUUGUUGUUACUAAAGUUCAUAUCAAAAUUUAAGCGUGAUACAAACUUAAAAUAAUACUACUUAAAAUAAUACUUUUUCC